AGUGAAAGCAUGCGACCCUCUUUCACAUAAUGCGGAAGGUCUGCUGGCAUGUGUCACUGUUUAAGUUUUACCUUUGCUCCCUUCGAGUGUUUGUGUGGAUUUUCAAUCGAGUUGAACGCCAUAACAACCAAAAGUGAGGAUUUGGUACUGCGACCGAGUUAGGUUCAGCGAGAGGCACUGGACGACCAUCAAGAGAUGAAAAACACGCAUUGGAAGUAUGUGCCGCUAGGCCUUCAGGAGGAUGAUAAUGAUGAUGAAGAGGAUAUGGUGGACAUAUUGGAGGCAAGGAGGCAGAGCAGUGACAUAAGCCAUGCCCUAAGGACUUUCAGGCCACCUUCCUACAGAGGUGCAAAGCCCUUCUCCGCCGAUCAACUCAACACAGCCGUGCUGGCCUCCCGCAAUGUACGCAGCGUAAUUGUUGAGGUUGCUAUGGAGACAGGGUCACCACCGGAAGCAGUGAGAGCGCAGGCGGCUGCCAUUUUGAAGGAGAUGUCCCAAAAGCUGCAGCUUGGAUUCGUGCGUUUGAUGGGCUUCAUGCUCAGCAAAGUCCUCAAGCGCAUCUACUCCCACAUCUACGUCAACAUGGACGCCCUCCACACGCUUCAGCAGGUGAUAUCGGACACGACUGUCAUCCUGCUGCCCAACCACAGGAGUUACACCGACUUUUUAGUCAUCUCUUACAUUAUGUUUACCUACGACAUCCCGCUACCUGUCAUUGCUUCUGGACUGGCUCUGGCAGGGAUGAAGUUCAUGGGCGAGAUGCUGCGUCGCUGCGGCGCGUUCUACAUCCGACGCGACAUCGCCUCCAACAUGCUGUACUGUGAAGUGCUGUCAGAAUAUGUGAAAACCCUAGUCAGGACAGGAUUUGCACCGGUGGAAUUUUACAUCGAAGGCUUCCGGAGUCGUUCACUAAAAUCCUUGACACCCAAGUUAGGUAUGUUGCAGAUGGUGCUGGAUCCCUAUUUUAAAGGCGAGAUUGACGACGUCACCUUGGUUCCGAUCAGCUUGAGCUACGACCGACUUCUCGAAGAAUCUCUGCUCGCCCGCGAGCUCCUGGGCAUCCCCAAGCCCAAAGAGAGCACCGUGGGUCUGCUGAAGGCCGCCAGGGUCCUACGUGAGGAUUACGGCUGCAUGUAUGUCAAUUUUGGUCGGGCCAUGUCAGCCAGACAACUUUGUCAAGGGAAGAUCGAGCCGCUCAUAUCCAUUGACGCUCUUGAAAUGCCCUCAGCGGAGAAGCUGGUUUCUUUGAACCGGCUGGCUCAUCUGAUAGUUCGAAUCCAAGAACGGGGUUCCUUCAGCAGCCCGUGGUCCCUCAUGGCUUGCCUUCUGCUGCAGUUGCCGCUCUCGGUCCUGACUCAAACGGGCCUGCCUUGGUCAUGCCUUGUCGAGAGGACACUCUGGUUGAAGCGGUUGGCGUUGAACUUUGGGGCGCGGCUCAACUGGCCUGAACAUGUCCCGGAUUUGGAGGUGAUUUCGUCAGCCGUGGCUCUCCAUUACCCCUCGGUUCGCCUCAAGGCACAACGUGUCUUCCUGGUCGUCGAGGAAGUGGAAGAGGUGGCGGGCCGCCAGCCAAUCAGCACAGAGGACAGCGUGGCCAAGAUGGCGGCGUCCAUGUUGAUGAUGGCGUCCUACCGCAACCAAUCAAUUCACCUUUUUGUCCGGCCGGCCCUGCUGGCCACGGCCUUGAGUCUUUCUCGGAGCGGCCGCAGAGAUGAGGUCUAUGCGUCCUUCUGCUUCCUCCAGGACAUCUUCAGGAAUGAAUUCAUUUUUAUUCCUGGUAAAGCUGACAAGGAUUUUGAGGAGGCGUGCUACCUCCUGAAGAAAUGCGGCGCCCUGCACGUGACUGACUCACAGGAAGUAACGGCACCCGAGGGAGACGGUGCGGAGGUGUUGUCCUUCCUGCGCUCGCUUCUGAAGCCCUUCGUUGACUCGUACCUGGUCAUGUUGAGGUUCCUCAGUGAUCAGGACGCUCACGUCAUCACGGAGCAAGACUUCCUACCCGCUGUGAGGAGCCUGGCAACCAAGCUCAUCCUCUCAGGUAAGGAGCGCAAUCGCUUUUUCAUCCGCCGAUAUCGACUUUCUCCUGGGUCUACACUGGCAGGCCAUCUCCACACCUACGAGACCCUCUCAUCCGAUCUCCAGAAGAACGUCCUGGCGGCCCUCAGGAGGUUGGCGGCUGUGACAAAGUUGAGGGCGUCAGAGAAGGCGUACAGUGUGGAUAAAGACGCCGUGAGACAAAUCGAAGGCACACUCUCUGGGCAAAUCCGUCCCCAGAAGCUCCAGACUGAACCUGACGCAAGAUUUUAGUCUCCACUGGAACGUGUCCAGCCUCGGCAUCCAGAGCACAUUUUGCACUCUGACCUUCACUUGAACCUUUCCUCCUUCUCCUUUUUUUGUUGUUCUUCUUUUCUUUCCGGUGUCUUCAAGAAGAGUUCUGAAGACACCAGCCUUUGUGAUUGUAUUCAAACCAAUGACCUUUUUAAAAUAUGUCUUUCGGAUACGAUAUUUUAUAUGUAUUAGGCUCACACUGAGAAGAAAAAAAAAAGACGUAUUGUGAAAUGACAAAUAAUUUGAAAUGUCACCAGAAUGAAGUUGCGAUAUCCAAAGUAUAACAAUAUCAUUUUUAUUCUAUGCAUCAAUUCAUGAUGCAUAGAUUUUCAAUCAAUCAAUUUUGUAAUGUAAUUAAUUAUCAAUCAAUUUUAUGAUUGUUAAUUAAUUACAUUUUAAUGACAUGGAUACAAGUAGGCCUAAUGUCAAAUAUCAAAACAAAUCAAGUACGUGUUUUGAGACUUUUAUUUUUUUAAACUUCUUUACAUAUCAAUAAAUGGAAAACAGGCAUAACAAAAUGCA
This is a messenger RNA of Hippocampus zosterae (dwarf seahorse), 2850 nucleotides long. RefSeq names its product glyceronephosphate O-acyltransferase 2 (gene gnpat2). The transcript has 15 exons. Gene Ontology annotation, cellular component: mitochondrial membrane; peroxisomal membrane. Gene Ontology annotation, molecular function: glycerone-phosphate O-acyltransferase activity. The record is from RefSeq and is a predicted model, not a curated record. NCBI's taxonomy places the organism in Eukaryota, Metazoa, Chordata, Actinopteri, Syngnathiformes, Syngnathidae. Gene Ontology annotation, biological process: ether lipid biosynthetic process. Bases 196 to 2307 code for a protein of 703 amino acids.